UCUGCACACCCCUACCCACCCACCCCACUCGGAGAAAAUCAUUACCAAAUAGAGAGCGCGAGCGCACGCGGAGCUGUGGCUGCAGCCGCGUCACCGCUGGGCUGCGUUUACGACGCAAAGCACACGAGCGGCACAUCCUCGGCAGAUACGAACAGCGCGCGCACCCGCCUUCAAACGCACAACCAUUUACGCGCAGUGUGUCUGAGCCUGCGAGGGUUCUCCGUUUGACUCCUUCCUCCCAGUGACCGUCGGUUAAUCGUUUAUUAUCGAGGGUAGCUGCAGCGGGGGUGACACCGAGCAGCCUCCGGCCGGUGAGGCGAAUCCUGGAGCCCCCACCACUCAUCCGCUCCGUCAAAAUACGACGCACGCGACGCCGCCGCGCGGUUGCUGGGAUCUCGAACGGCCCGGUAGCCUCCGGUCCCGUCUCCAUUCAGUAGCGCUGCACGUACCCGUGGGAGAACCCGAGAGCAUCCCUCCAUCCCACCCAGCCUAUCCCCACCCCCCUCCCCUCUUUCUCUCCCCCCCUUUCUCUCUCGCUUUCAGCCCCUCUGGACCUGUGCUAUGCCGGAGCUCUAGGGGAGAGAGGAGGGGGGUCUCAUCAAGCCAGGGACCUGGGGGGGGUGGGAGGAAGGAGGCUUUUCGUGGCCGGGGUGUAGACGUACCCUCCGCGUGGCGAGGCGCCUCUGUAUCGGAGGAUGCUGGAAUAGAGCGGCCGAGCGCGGAAGAUGGGAAAGGACCAGGAACUGCUGCAGGCGGUGAAGACCGAGGACCUGCUCACCGUGCAGAAGCUGCUGCAGAGGCCCCGGCCAGGGAAAGCAAAGCUCCUCGGGUCUGCAAAGAAAGUGAAUGUCAACUUCCAGGAUACAGAUGGGUUUUCUCCGCUGCAUCAUGCUGCCCUUAAUGGGAACCUGGAGCUCAUCUCCCUGCUGCUGGAGUCACAGGCUGCAGUCGACAUCAGAGACCAGAAAGGUAUGCGGCCGCUGCACUAUGCAGCCUGGCAGGGGAAGGCAGAGCCCAUGAAGAUGCUGCUGAAAUCGGGUUCGUCUGUCAACGGCCAAUCAGACGAAGGACAAAUUCCUCUCCACCUGUCAGCUCAGCACGGCCACUAUGAUGUGUCUGAGAUGCUGCUGCAGCACCAGUCCAACCCGUGCAUCGUGGAUAACGCAGGGAAAACCCCUCUGGACCUGGCCUGUGAGUUCGGCAGAGUUGGGGUGGUCCAGUUGUUGCUGUCUAGUAACAUGUGCGCUGCUUUGCUGGAGCCCAAAAAAGGAGACACCACCGACCCUAAUGGGACGUCUCCGCUGCAUCUAGCUGCUAAGAAUGGACACAUAGACAUCAUCAGGCUGCUGAUCCAGGCUGGCAUCGACAUAAACAGGCAGACCAAAGCAGGCACUGCCCUGCAUGAAGCUGCCCUCUGUGGAAAGACUGAGGCAGUGAGACUCCUGCUGGAGAGUGGUAUCAAUGCCACUGUGAGAAACACGUACAGCCAGACUGCGCUGGACAUCGUCUAUCAGUUCACUGCAACACAAGCAAGCAAAGAGAUCAAACAGCUGCUGAGGGAUGCGUCUGCAGCCCUUCAAGUUCGGGCUCUGAAGGAUUACUGCAACAACUACGACCUGACCAGCCUCAACAUCAAAGCGGGAGAUGUCAUUACGGUUUUGGAGCAGCAUCCCGACGGACGCUGGAAAGGCUGUAUCCAUGACAACAGAACAGGAAAUGACCGCGUGGGCUACUUUCCAUCCACCAUGGUGGAGGUCAUCAGCAAACGCACAGGUUUGGCCAGCACAGUCAUUUGCACUCAACAGUUUCAAAAGAUACCGCUGGUUGCCCCGGCGACGGUUGCCCCUGCCAACGCAGUAGUCAACGGCAACGACACCACGUUCCAUCAGAUCCAUAUCCUGCCUCCACCGCCUCCUCCUCCACCACAUUCCCAUCAGCCACUGCUUCCACUUUUCACUUCCUUUGGCUAUAACAGGUCACCCGUGACAAGUCCACAGGGAGACACACCUACUGCCCCAGGUUGUCGCGGCUCAGAGGCAAGUCCUCAAAGUUCUCCUACCCCGUCCAGCGGGCCCCAUGGAGGCUCCAAUGAAGAGAUCUGGGUACUGCGCAAGCCUGUGGCAGGUGGAGAUCGCAGCAGCGUCGGUAGUUCCGGCAGUGUAACCAGUGUGAGGUCAUCAGGCAGUGGGCAGAGUGCUGGCAGCGCUGCACACAUCCUCCACGCACAGGCUGAGGGGGUUAAGCUUUUAGCCACCGUCUUGUCUCAGUCUGCCAAAGCGAAGGAGCAUCUGAUGGAGCAAUCCAAGUCUCUGGAUCAGCCUCCAGGCUCUGCCAGCUCCUCUCGGACAUCGAGCCAAUCAGGCUGUCCACUCCACGAAGCGCCGCCUUAUGAUGCCACGGCAACCAGGAAGGGGGAGGGUCCAUCCGAGGGGAAGAGCUCAGAGGCCGUUGUCCAAUGGCUGAGCGACUUUCAGCUGCAGGUCUACGCUCCAAACUUCCUGGGCGCUGGGUAUGACUUGCCCACCAUUAGCCGAAUGACCCCGGAGGAUUUGACCGCUAUUGGGAUAACUAAACCAGGUCACAGAAAGAAGAUAACAUCAGAGAUUAACAAGCUAAGUGUUACAGAGUGGCUGCCUGAGCAUAAACCUGCUAGCCUAGGAGAAUGGCUAUCUUCUAUUGGUCUAAGCCAGUACCACCAGAUGUUAGUGCAGAACGGUUACGAGAACAUCGACUUCAUCACGGACAUCACUUGGGAAGACCUGCAGGAAAUAGGCAUCACCAAACUGGGCCACCAGAAAAAGCUAAUGCUGGCGGUGAAGCGGCUGGCUGAAAUGCAGCGCAGUUCAGAUGGGCGGGGCUCCCUCCGAAAGAAGCCCCCACCAAUCACACAGCAGCAGGAAGUCAUGUCGAUGGAUAGUCCCCCCCCAGAUGAGGUCAUGUCUCCCAAAAUGAGCACCUUCCAGGACAGCGAGCUGAGCACCGAGCUACAGAGUGCAAUGACCCAGCCAGGUCAGGAGGUCAAAGCUCAGCGAACACGCAGCCUCAGCAAAGACCACGAUGAGGUGCUUACAGGGGGAGGAGGAGGUGGCGGUGGGCCACCUAAGAAGGAGGCCCGGACUAUGAGGCAGCAGAGCAGCCAGGGAAGCACGUCCUCUCACCGAAGCAGUGUAUCCUCACAAGGCAAACAUCGUCACUCUCAUUCUCACUCACAGCCUGCGCCUCCCUACACACCCCCACACACUCCAACCAAGACCAGGACCUCUUCCUCCUCUUCCACAUCAUCUGUGCAGAGCACCUCUUCCCCACAGGCCAAGCCCAAGCCGUCCCCACAGUUCAUCCAGGGGGAAAGACCUCAGUCACCGCGCUCACAUCCUCCUCAGUCUCCAACCCAUCGCGGAGCACCAUGUCAGCUUCAGCCCCAGCAGCAGCAACCUCAAAUGCAGCCGCAGCACCAGGCUCACCCUCACCCUCAGCACCACCCACAGAUGCAGGCGAUGGAGGUCAGGGAGAGUCAGCAAGUCCCAGUCCUCUGUCUCCCACCAGAGGCAGAGUUAGCAGAGGAAGAAGGACCAAAGAACUCGUCUGUCCAGAAUAAACGCGCUCACACGCUCAACCGCUACGCUGUCUCAGAUAGCGAGUGCGAUGAGAGAGCGGGAGGAAGAGGAGGGGGUGGAGGAGAAGGAGAAGCUGACGUUGUAAGCCAGAGCUCAACCGCUGUGAGAGGGGAAGGAGGGAAAUACGCCACAGUAACACACCGAGUCAGCCGUAGCCACUCUGUACGCAAUCAGGAAAAGGGCGCCAACCGAAACCAGAGCCAGUCGUUUGCUCUCCGUCAGAAGAAAAAAGGACCACCCCCACCGCCGCCCAAACGCUCCAGCUCGGCCAUCUCCACCUCCAACUCCAAUCUGACGGAUGCCAACACACAGCCGAAUACACUCACCACUACUGGGGGGAUGCUGGAUGUGCCUUACUACCAACAACGGCGAGCCAGCGACCUGGGGGUGUCCGUGGAGACAGCUGCCGUGGAGACGAGCAGCGUUGGCAGUGUGAGGAGCAUUGCCGCCAUGUUAGAAAUGUCUUCUAUCGGGGGAGGAGCCAAAGGCAUGGCAUUGCAGAAGAACUUUUUGCAGGUGGGAAAAACACGUGAUGCCAUCGGUCUAGAUGGUGAGGUGGUAAACCGACGACGGACCAUCAGCGGCCCCGUCAGUGAGCUUGUGGCGGCAGCAAGGCGCGACCAGCCAACUCCUUUGACUUUCCCCUCUCCCUCCACCCAGCCUGAAUCCUCCCCUCCUCCUGUUAAUUCCUCCUCACCCCAACCUCCAUCCUCACCCCACCCCAGCUCAGGAGGCAGUGGCAGCUCUUCAGAGAAUCUGCCUUUUGCAGAGGAGGGAAGUCUAACCAUCCGCCGCCAAGGUCGAGGAGAAGGAGAAGGACAGUGUGUAUUUUGUGUAUGUCUGCAGGGUGACGGCGAGGGUCACCAGGGAGACAGCAGCUACACCCAGGAUGACAUCUCCAAUGUUGAAGCCACGGCGACCUUAAAACGACGACCCCGCAGUUCCAAGCCCCACACCAACGGCUCUGACUUCACCCUUCAAGAGUCAUCCACCGUCAAGCGACGACCCAAGAGCCGCGACAAAGAGCCCGAGGGCUACGCAGACCUGGCCACAGCCAACGGGGAGCCUGCGAACACCGGGCAGCCAAACACCACGCAGCCAGUUCCCUACCAGAACGGCACAGCCACCGUGAAACGCCGCCCAGUGUCUGAUGCUGGAGUGAUCGAGCAACCCCAACCUCAACCUCAACCUCAACCGCAACCCCAACCUCAACCUCAACCCCAACCUCAAACACAACCACAAGUGACUGCUGCUUCUCGCAGGGACAGCUUGGACCAAGGAGCUCCAGUGGCAAAUGAAGGUGGUCCUGUGAGGAAACCAAAGCCUCCAGUCUCCCCAAAACCUGUAGUGGCACAGAUAAAGAGACAGGGAGGACCUCAGACCCCACCGCAGCCUGUAUCCAACAAACGAGUACCCCUACCAGGUCCAGGGACACCUGGAAGUCCAGUGGAAGGAAAGAAAAUCCCUCCACCAGUUUCACCCAAACCAGCGCCACCACCCACAGCGCCCAAACCAGCCAAGCUCAUCCACUCUGUAACUGGCCCCGCACUGUCGACCCCAGCCUCUGCCCCGGCCAAGCAGCACUCUGCAGUGGCCCGACAGACCAGUUCACCGCCCUCCUUCCCCCCAUCUAACACUCCCAGCCCGCCGAACGCCAAACCGACGAGCCCUUCCUCCCAGAGUCCCCACACCCCACAGACACCCACCACGCCACAGACGCCCCAGACUCCUGCCACGCCCAGCCCAACCCCUCCGCCUGUCAAACCCCCACGAUCCUCCAUCGGGGGGGUGUCAGUGGACAGCGGGAUGUCAGGGGGCGGGGUCACGGCGCCAGCCGCCACGACAACAGAGUUCGGAGUGGAUUCAUUGGUGCACCAGAAGUUGGAGGAAACAAGCGCUUCGCUGGCUGCUGCUCUGCAAGCCGUGGAGGAUAAAAUACUACGACAGGAAGACUCUGUGGCUGAGCAGAAGACCACAGUUAGCAUCCUUGACGACAUCGGCAGCAUGUUUGAUGACCUCGCCGACCAGCUUGACGCCAUGUUGGAGUAACUACAGAAACCAGCCGGUGUGUCUCCUUAGCAACGCUGCAUCAGAAGUGACUCAGUUGGCACAACAGACAACACGCCUCUCUAUCUCGCACCUUCUCCUCAUCCUUCUCUCUCUCAUCAUUCCCCUCCACCCCUCCCUGUCAUCCGUCCAUCGGUCUGUUGCUGCGCCAUUCCCGUCCUCUUCCUCUCGUCUCCUGAUGAUAACGGAGCAGCACCGCAGGCCCGGACAGACUUGGCGAGAGAAGGAGAGAGCAAGAAAGAGGAAUAGAUAGAGAGACUAAAAGAGAAAUGUUGGUUGGGGAAAGGACCAAAGACAAGCGAUGGAGGAGAGAAAGUAGAAAAAACACACAAAUGAUGAGAGAUGAAGAAAUGCAACAAAACGGAGGAGACUGCAAUCAAAAUGUGAGUCUUUAAAGAACUCUUCUGCUCAAAGCGAGCAAAGAAACAAAACCAAUACAGAAUGAAAAACCAACUGUGUAAUGAAUCAUAGUAUGGUAUGUGUACAUUAUAAGCAUGGAGAGUUUAUAUCUACUGAAAAAGUCCUGCAUUAGCACAGUAAUAUAUAAUAUACCGAUAAAUAUGAAUCUUUAGCUCUUUGGUUUGAUGUCUUGGUUCUGUGUGGAAUGGUGACCUCUGGUGUUGUGAUGAUGUAAAUGACUUGAUGGAUUUUUUUUUGUUUUGUUUUUGUUUUUUAUCCGUGACCAAAACGAGACUAUUCAGCUCCUGAGGUGUGUGUGUGUGUGUGUGUGUGUGUGUGUUGUGUGCAUGCAAGAGAGAGAGGGAGAGCAAUAGGAACAGGGUGGUAGAUGUAUGUAUGUGAGUGUUUCAGGAUCAGAUUCUGUUUCCUGUCCUGGCUGCAUCUUUGCCAGAUCUUCGUCAUCACCCUGUACACACACACACACACACACAGGAGAAGCACAAUGCAGUCAGAUUGAUUACAGACACACACACACACACACACACGUACACAAGGGAGCGUGCACAAUUAAUAAAUAAAAUAAAAAAGAGAGAAGGGGAGGGAGAAACAAAAGCAAGUGUACAGCAGGUUGUGUUUGGGACAAAGUAGGUCAAAUUCCUUUUGGAAACAGUUUGGAAAGGACUUAACCAUGUGAGGUCGAAGCCACCAUUGGUGAACAUGGAAUACAUGAUUAGAGGCGGGUUAGGGCUUCCGCCUAUGAUGGCUUAGACCUCAGAGAGUUAAAGGGGUUUCAUGCUUUUCGUGAGGUAAGGUAAAGGCAGUAGAGUCAGGCAACUGAGCAAAGCUUGAACUGGUCUUAGCUGCUUCUAAGUACUUUGCACAGUGCAGCACAAGCACCACAGUGAAGCUGAACGUCUAGAGAGACAAAGCUUUGCCACAAACUCAACUCAGCUCAAUGAAAAACUUGUUCUGACUAAAGAGAUAUUGCAAAAAAUUUCAGGUUUCCCAAUGUGUUUAAUUUUCAGCUUUGUGCACAGGUUGCUACAGAGCACCUGAUACCAUUUUUGGGCCUAUUUGGAGUCCCUGCACAUUCUAUCCGUCCAAUGCUGAGUCAGAGUAGAUUCUAUAGAGGUUUUUUCCAACACUUAUUAACCGAAAAACUAAAAUUCAAUUCAAUUCAA
Molecule: messenger RNA, 7261 nt
Organism: Oreochromis aureus
Lineage: Eukaryota; Metazoa; Chordata; Actinopteri; Cichliformes; Cichlidae
Gene: caskin1
Product: CASK interacting protein 1
Exons: 24
Coding region: 726-5663 (1645 amino acids)
Molecular function (GO): protein binding
Source: RefSeq, a predicted model, not a curated record